CCUUGCGCGGGCAACAUGGCGGCGCCCGGCGAGCGGAGCCGCUCCGGCGGCGGGAGCCUUUUCUCCUUCCUGCCCGGCGGCGCGCGCUCGGAGGUGAUGGACGACCUGGUGACGGACGCGCGCGGCCGGGGCGCGGGGCGGAGAGAUGCGUCCGCCGCAGCCUCGGCCCCCGCGCCGACCCCCGAGCCCCAGGUCGCCGAGGACCCUUCCCGGAGGCGGCCCUGCCGGGCCUGCGUGGACUUCAAGACGUGGAUGCGGACGCAGCAGAAGCGGGACGGCAAGUUCAGGGAGGAUUGUCCUGAGGAUCGCGAGGAACUGGGCCGCCACAGCUGGGCUGUCCUGCACACCCUGGCCGCCUACUACCCCGAUCUGCCCACCCCAGAACAGCAGCGAGACAUGACCCAGUUCAUACAUUUAUUUUCCAAGUUUUACCCGUGCGAGGAGUGUGCUGAAGACAUCCGGAAGAGGAUAUGCAGGAACCAGCCGGACACGCGCACUCGGGCCUGCUUGACCCAGUGGCUGUGCCGCCUGCACAAUGAAGUGAACCGCAAACUAGGCAAGCCGGACUUCGACUGCUCACAAGUGGACGAGCGCUGGCGCGAUGGCUGGAAGGAUGGCUCCUGUGACUAGAUAGUGGCCGGCAGAGCUGUGGAACAGCAGUCCGGGCCUGCGGGCAGCCUGGCCAGAGGGGGAUGGGGCACUCAUUAAAGUGCAUCAGAGCCAGAGCCUGUUGUGUCUCAGUUGGAUCGUCCCCAGAGACUGCUCAUGGGGCCCUUUCCUCUUAGGUUUGUAGUCAGAGCAGAGGUGCCUGCUGCAGACACCUCGACGGCCCUUCCUCAGCCAAGGCCCCGUGCGGCUGUAGGUGAACGAGAGGGAGCAGCCCAGGCUGUGCCUUACGUUUGGGAUGUGGUGUCCUGCUCACCCCACACCCUGGUGCCCGCUUCCCUACACAGGAAUGUGACAGGCCUGCUAGGGCUCCCUGUCCUGCUCCUUGAGGUAGACCAUUGUCUCCCAGCCAUGACCGUGUAGCAAGGGCCGGCUGCAGUGACUGUAACUCUACAGGCUGUGUGCUGUUUGCAGUUCAGAAAAGAGGUCUGGGGGUUGAGCUCUCCUCCCUGCUCAAUGUCUACAAGGAAAGCACAGGCAGGCUGCUUCUCUGACAGUCCACCAACGCUGCUGCCCGCCUCCCAUCCAGCACAUACCUGUACCAGGCCUGUCAAGAGGCUUUGUGGAACCAAUCUCAGAGCUUGAAACCAAAAUAAAAUAAUGGAGGAGUGGCCAA
Messenger RNA from Canis lupus familiaris (dog), 1282 nucleotides. RefSeq names its product growth factor, augmenter of liver regeneration (gene GFER). The record is from RefSeq and is a predicted model, not a curated record. The transcript has 3 exons. The coding region runs from base 16 to 630 and encodes 204 amino acids. Gene Ontology annotation, cellular component: mitochondrion. NCBI's taxonomy places the organism in Eukaryota, Metazoa, Chordata, Mammalia, Carnivora, Canidae. Gene Ontology annotation, molecular function: flavin adenine dinucleotide binding; flavin-dependent sulfhydryl oxidase activity. Gene Ontology annotation, biological process: liver development.